Thalassophryne amazonica is the source of this 1791-nucleotide messenger RNA. It is a transcript of the gene arrb1, whose product is annotated as arrestin, beta 1. Gene Ontology annotation, molecular function: G protein-coupled receptor binding. The record is from RefSeq and is a predicted model, not a curated record. Lineage: Eukaryota; Metazoa; Chordata; Actinopteri; Batrachoidiformes; Batrachoididae. Gene Ontology annotation, biological process: signal transduction; visual perception; G protein-coupled receptor internalization.
AACCAUCAAGACCAGAACCAAUUACAACAUCAAAGAUGUCCCCUUUAAGUGCUGAUUAGAGAGGGAGGGGUCAGAGUGAGGGAGGAGGACAGCAGAGCAUGAUGGGAGUGUGUGUUUCCUCUCGCUGAGGAGACACUUUGUGUCUGACAGCAUGACGACAGCCUGAGAGAGAGAGCUCCGUCUCCACGGUAACCGCAUCCCUUCAGCCUCCUUCAUCGUCGGUCUUGCUGCUUGUUGCCACCAACCAGCCCGCUCAGGAUGGGAGAUAAAGGAACCAGAGUAUUUAAGAAGGCCAGUCCCAAUGGAAAGCUCACCGUCUAUCUGGGGAAGAGGGAUUUUGUGGAUCACAUGGACCUGGUGGAACCUGUUGAUGGCGUCAUCCUGAUUGACCCUGAGUACCUGAAGGAGAGGAAAGUGUUUGUGACGCUGACGUGUGCUUUCCGGUACGGCCGUGAGGACUUGGAUGUCCUGGGAUUGACCUUUCGUAAAGACCUGUUUGUGGCCAAUGUGCAGGCAUUUCCUCCACUGCCAGAAGAGAAGAAGCGUCUGACUCGUCUUCAGGAACGUCUGAUCAAAAAGCUUGGAGAACAUGCCUACCCAUUCACCUUUGAGAUCCCUCUGAACCCGUGUUCUGUCACCUUGCAGCCGGGACCUGAUGACACGGGGAAGGCAUGCGGUGUUGACUUUGAAGUGAAAGCGUUCUGUGCUGAAAACGCAGAGGAAAAGAUCCACAAAAGGAACUCGGUCCGUUUGGUGAUCAGGAAGGUCCAGUAUGCGCCAGAGAAACCAGGACCUCAACCAACAGCAGAAACCACCAGGCAGUUUCUGAUGUCAGACAAACCGCUGCACCUGGAAGCUUCACUGGACAAAGAGAUCUACUACCACGGAGAACCAAUCAGUGUCAAUGUUCACGUCACCAACAACACCAACAAGACGGUGAAGAAGAUGAAGAUCUCAGUGCGACAGUACGCCGACAUCUGCCUCUUCAACACUGCCCAGUACAAAUGUCCCGUGGCCACCGAGGAGACCGAUGACGUCGUUGCUCCAAGUUCCACUUUCUGUAAAGUCUUCACCCUCACUCCAUUCCUGGCCAACAACCAGGAGAAACGAGGCCUUGCUCUAGAUGGAAAACUGAAACAUGAGGACACCAACUUGGCAUCCAGCACACUGUUAAAGGAAGGAGCCAAUAAGGAGAUCCUCGGUAUCAUCGUAUCGUAUAAAGUCAAGGUGAAGCUGGUCGUGUCUCGAGGCGGACUCCUGGGAGAUCUGGCUGCCAGCGAUGUUUCGGUUGAACUGCCCUUCACACUGAUGCACCCAAAACCACCUGAAGAAUCCAUCUUCAGAGACGGUGCAGAUGAAGCUCCGGUCGACACAAACCUGAUCCAGUUUGACACACAUGAUGAUGACAUCAUCUUUGAGGACUUUGCCCGGCAGCGGCUGAUUGGGAUGAAGGAUGAAGAAGAUGAGGAGGCCACAGACUGGACCAAACAGGAAGACAGAUAAAGACAAAGCUGUCCACCGCCGAUGCCCCCUGUAGGUCAUAGUGUUCUCCUUCAUGUUUGUCCUUUCUGCAUCCUGUCUGGUUGUAAAAAGCCAAAUUUGGCUUCCUAAAUGUCAGUAGUGUUUUCAGACGGCGCAGAUCUCCUCUGCACUGCCAUCUGGUGGGCUGAAUCAGUGGCUGCGGCAGUGUAACGGCAGAUGGUAGCAUGCCCUAAAACUCACCUUGUCUUUUCUGUUGGAAGUGUUGUAUCCAAGGAGGUGUUCAAACUGUCAAAACACUGCCAUGUGGAU